AUGGCAGAGAAACUGAGUCGUAUUGGUUCCAUUCAACGGUUAAAUCAACAAAAGGCUGUGGGCAGUUAUUGUUACAGGAAGGUGUUGAUUGGGUGGUAUAAAGGGUUGGGGGAGAGUGAAGGUUGGCUUGAAGCCAUUGGCGCAGCUGAUGACGACGUUGUCGGACGAGAUUUGAUGGCCCCAAUCGGUGGUCGUGUUGUACGUUGGUGGCGGUGGAAGAAGAGAGUUAUUAGGCUGAUUAGGAAGACAGAUCGAGAGUUGUUGGCAUGCUUGGGUGCGGCGAGCACUGUUAUGUCGUCGAGAGAGCGGGUUUGGAGGUGUUUUUGGAGUGGCGAUGAGGACAUGCUGGUGAAGAUCAGCGAGAAACCAAGUAAACAGAAAGACGGUCUUCAUUUUCCUCUAUUCAGAGAUUCAGAGACUACGACAUCAAUGGCAAAGAAAAGCUCCAAGGUGGCCUGUGGAAGUUCAAAGAAGGCAGCUCGAAGGCCGGAACGAUUAAAGCCAUCCCCAUCUCAGAAAUCAUUACUUCUGGAAAAAGCAAAUGACAUUGCCGAUCAACUGCCAUUGAAAUAUCCUAAUUUUGUAAAGGUUAUGCUUCCCUCCCAUGUCUCUGGAGGCUUCUGGCUGGGUCUUCCAGCCAGAUUCUGCCAAAAACAUAUGGAGUCGAGCGACCAGGAUAUUACCUUAGAAGAUGAAGAUGGAGAAAAAUUCACAACCAAGUAUCUCGCUGGAAAGAUGGGGCUGAGUGCUGGAUGGAGAGGGUUUUCCUUGAAACACCGUCUGGUUCAGGGAUACGUAUUAGUCUUUCACAAAGUGGAGACUCAAAAGUUCAAGGUUUAUAUAUGUAAACCAAACACUACAAAACAGGUGAAGUUCGCUGCUGAUGUAUCUCAAACGGCAGUAAACGACACUCAAAUGGCGGUCGACACUCAAACCACAGCCUUCAAUAGUCCAACGUCAUCGGAACUUUCUGAAGAUUUAUUGUACAUUAUGGGAGAUCAUGAUGAGGGCAGUACAGAGGGUGGAGAUGUAUCCAGUUAUAUUGACGGUUUUGAAGAUAACAGUGAUUGUGUUCUUUUGGAAAGACCUGGGCUUCCGGAGUCUGCAGCCACUCCUUUCAAAGAAGUGACAUGCUUUGAUACGUUUAAGGUGAUGUUCAAUGGCCGGAACAUUAAUUCCCAGAUUCCCAAAGUCGUCUUGAAGAAGUAUUAUGAACUCUGCAGCAGUCAAAGCUCGCACCUGCAUCAACAUGUUGUGGAGUCUCUUAACAGCCAUCUGGUUGUUGGACUGAUAACUGAGACGGUUAACAUUGCAGAUGCAGUUAAGUCGUGCAAGAUUACUACCAAGGAGUGUGAGUUUCAGACAUGGGAAAAGACCUUGGAAGCCUCUGAGAUCUUAGGCAUGAAUGUCGGCUUCCUGCGCAUCCGAGUGAGGAGGCUUGCGAGUCUUGCAGCAGAGUCACUGCAGGUUGCUGCAAGUUUCAAAAAAGUGACAAAUGUGCCUUGGUGA
Fragaria vesca subsp. vesca is the source of this 1509-nucleotide messenger RNA. RefSeq names its product B3 domain-containing protein Os01g0234100-like. The record is from RefSeq and is a predicted model, not a curated record. Lineage: Eukaryota; Viridiplantae; Streptophyta; Magnoliopsida; Rosales; Rosaceae. The transcript is spliced from 8 exons. Gene Ontology annotation, molecular function: DNA binding. The coding region runs from base 1 to 1509 and encodes 502 amino acids.